AUGGCUCCACUUAACGAUUCCUUGGCAUCAAUCAUCGAUGUCAUCGAAACCAAACCUCUUCUUGGUGUUUCUCAGACGAAACCAAUAUCCCAACCAAACUGUUUUAACCUGUCCCAAGGGACUCUUCGUGCCAAAGACUCUUCUCCAAUCCUCUUCGAUGUUCCCAAAAACCUAACUUUCACCCCAUUUUCAUCUCACUCCAUAUCCACCGAUGCUCCUCUCCCGAUUCGCCUCCGUGUUCAAGCCAACGCUCACAAAGGUGGGUUCCUCGGAUUCACCAAAGACUCGCCUUCCGAUCUCCUUACAAACUCUUUGGGGAGAUUCGAAAACAGAGAGUUCCUCAGCAUCUUCCGAUUCAAAAUGUGGUGGUCAACGGCUUGGAUCGGAAAAUCCGGGUCGGAUCUUCAAGCCGAGACUCAAUGGGUGAUGCUAAAGAUCCCUGAGAUCGACUCCUACGUGGCCAUCAUACCGAUCAUAGAAGGAUCUUUCAGAGCUGCACUUAACCCUGGUGAGAAAGGCAACGUCUUGAUCACAGCAGAGAGUGGCUCUACUCAAGUAAAGGAGUCAUCUUUCAAUUCCAUUGCCUACAUUCACAUCUGUGACAGUCCUUAUAACCUCAUGAAAGAGUCUUUUAGUGCGCUUCGUGUUCACAUGAACACUUUCAAGCUUCUAGAAGAGAAGAAGCUUCCCAACAUCGUUGAUAAGUUUGGGUGGUGCACUUGGGAUGCUUGCUACUUGACUGUUGACCCUGCAACGAUCUGGACAGGUGUUAAGGAGUUUGAAGAAGGUGGCGUGUGUCCCAAGUUUGUCAUCAUUGAUGAUGGAUGGCAAAGCAUAAGCUUUGAUGGUGAUGAGCCAGGGAAAGACGUAGAGAAUCUUGUUCUUGGUGGAGAGCAAAUGACUGCGAGGCUACACAGCUUCAAGGAGUGUACCAAGUUUAGAAACUAUAAAGGUGGGUCCUUUUUAGCAUCUGAUGCGUCUCACUUCAAUCCUCUCAAACCGAAGAUGAUCAUAUUCAAAGCCACCGAGCGGAUUCAAGCGAUCAUAGAGAAACAGAAGCUGAUUCGUGAAUUCGGGGAACAUGAGCUACCGGAGCUUGAUGCAAAGAUCAAGAAGUUCAGCGAAGAGCUCAAUGCAAUGUUUGAUGAGGUUGAUGAGAAAGAAGAGUCUUUGGGUUCUGAUGAUGUUUCAGGCUCAGGUAUGAAGGCUUUCACAAGGGAUUUGAGGUCAAGGUUUAAGGGUUUAGAGGAUAUAUAUGUGUGGCAUGCUCUGUGCGGUGCUUGGAAUGGUGUUAGGCCUGAAACGUUGACACAUUUGGAGACCAAGAUUGUUCCUUUUGAGAUUUCACCUGGUCUAGAUGCUUCAAUGACUGAUCUCGCAGUCGACAGGAUUGUGGAAGCUGGGAUUGGUCUUGUUCACCCUUCUAAAGCUCAUGAGUUCUACGAUUCAAUGCACUCUUAUCUUACUAGUGUUGGAGUUACAGGAGCCAAGAUUGAUGUCUUCCAAACCUUAGAGUCAGUUGCAGAAGAACAUGGAGGAAGAGUGGAGCUUGCUAAAGCUUACUACGAUGGCUUGACCAAAUCCAUGGUUAAGAAUUUCAAUGGAACUGAAAUCCUUGCUAGUAUGCAACAGUGCAACGAAUUCUUCUUCCUUGCCACAAAGCAAAUCUCUAUUGGCAGAGUUGGUGAUGACUUUUGGUGGCAAGACCCACAUGGUGACCCACAAGGAGUGUACUGGCUACAAGGACUACACAUAAUUCAUUGUUCUUACAACAGUUUCUGGAUGGGUCAAAUGAUUCAACCAGAUUGGGACAUGUUCCAAUCAGACCAUGUGUGUGCCGAGUACCACGCCGCCUCUCGAGCUAUCUCUGGUGGCCCCAUCUACCUCAGUGACCAUCUUGGCAAAGCCUCGCAUAACUUUGAUCUCAUCAAGAAACUUGCUUACUUUGAUGGUACCGUCCCAAGGUGUCUUCACUAUGCUCUUCCCACUAGAGAUUCUCUCUUCAAGAACCCUUUGUUUGACAAAGAAUCAAUGCUCAAGAUCUUCAACUUCAACAAGUUGGGAGGAGUAAUUGGAGCAUUUAACUGUCAAGGAUCUGGGUGGAGCCCAAAGGAGCAUAGGUUCAAGGGAUACAAAGAAUGUUACCAGACAGUUUCAGGAACAGUUCAUGUCUCAGACAUCGAAUGGGAUCAAAACCCAGAAGCUGCAGGUUCUCAGAUGAGCUACGCCGGAGAUUACUUGGUCUACAAGAUGCAAUCCGAGGAAAUCCUUUUCAUGAACUCGAAAUCAGACCCGAUCCAGAUAACCCUAGAGCCAUCUUCGUUUGAUCUGUUCAGUUUCGUGCCAGUCACGGAACUGGGAAGCUCUGGGGUUAGAUUUGCACCUCUAGGGUUGAUCAACAUGUUCAAUUGUGUUGGAACAAUUCAAGACAUGGAGGUUACUGGUGAUAACAGCGUUAAGGUUGACUUGAAAGGCGAAGGAAGAUUCAUGGCGUAUUCGAGUUCUGCUCCAAAGAUGUGUUACUUGAACGACAAGGAAGCUGAGUUUAUGUGGGAAGAAGAAACUGGUAAACUCAAUAUCUAUGUUCCUUGGGUUGAAGUUUCUGGUGGCAUCUCUCAUCUCUCUUUCACCUUCUAA
This is a messenger RNA of Microthlaspi erraticum, 2637 nucleotides long. The record is from the annotation of a GenBank genome assembly. Lineage: Eukaryota; Viridiplantae; Streptophyta; Magnoliopsida; Brassicales; Brassicaceae.